Messenger RNA from Pomacea canaliculata, 435 nucleotides. RefSeq lists its product as uncharacterized. Gene Ontology annotation, cellular component: nucleus; cytoplasm. NCBI's taxonomy places the organism in Eukaryota, Metazoa, Mollusca, Gastropoda, Architaenioglossa, Ampullariidae. The record is from RefSeq and is a predicted model, not a curated record. The coding region runs from base 1 to 435 and encodes 144 amino acids. The transcript has a single exon.
AUGGCAACUAUUGGCGAUGAAGACAGUGCAACUCAGAGCAGCCAUAGUUCUCCUUCCACACCCAGCAUCAGCAACCCAGGGACACCACGAUCAGAACUCACCCAGGAGGUUAGGGCCACACCGCCUCUUCCUCAACCAUCUAUCUCAUCCUCAGUCCAGCGCACAAUCCCAGGGCAGCUGCAGGCACAGCAAGCACAAGUAUUGGUUCCCCAGGCUCACAUUCAACAGCAACAGCAGCCAUUGCAUCAGCUGCCACAUCAGCCACAAAGCAAAUACAGCUCAUUACUGGCAGUGAUAGAAGACAUGGGCCGUGAUAUUCGCCCCACAUAUGCUGGAAACAGAACCUCUUCGGAAAGACUAAAACGCAGCAUUGUGCAUGCUAGAAUUCUUGUUCGAGAAUGCUUAAUGGAAUGUGAACGAAGCGCAAGAACAUAA